Molecule: messenger RNA, 5138 nt
Organism: Syngnathus typhle (broad-nosed pipefish)
Lineage: Eukaryota; Metazoa; Chordata; Actinopteri; Syngnathiformes; Syngnathidae
Product: immunoglobulin-like and fibronectin type III domain-containing protein 1
Exons: 26
Coding region: 189-4385 (1398 amino acids)
Molecular function (GO): protein binding
Source: RefSeq, a predicted model, not a curated record
CCUGCCCCAUCUACCCAACCACCAUCAACGUGUCCUGGAGUAAAGGCAAAAAAGUCUGAAGAGCUUGUGGCAGUGGUCAGGACAAAAAGCAUCGAGCACAGACCUGCACACCUCCAAGGGGAAGGGGGGGAUCUAUUCACAGCAGCCAGGACUAGAAGCAGAAACUUUGGGAAUCUCCAAACGGCAAGAUGAAAAAGUCAAAGGUGACGGAUCAAGCUGCUGAUAGGCAGAAGGGAUUAGGAAUCAAGAAGAAGUCCAAAGUGGCAGGUGUCAUGAUCACACAGUUUGAGGCGGAACUGCCGGAGGGAAAGACAACCCCCGAUUUUUCUCGCAAACCCAUUGCGAUUACUAUUCAAGAAGGAAAAAGUACAAACUUUAAAGCCAUAGUUGUGGGGAAUCCGAAACCCAUCGUCACAUGGACCCGAGCAAACGGAGAAAUCGUUUUUCACCCGGACACCUGUCGGCAAAAUUACAACGAAUCAUCACACGAGCAUACUCUGGAGUUUCCCAAGGUGGCCCCAGAGGAUGCCGACACCUACAAGUGUUAUGCAACAAACGAUUACGGGCGAGCCGUUUGCACCGCCGUCCUGAACGUUAUUGAAGUGGGAUUCUCCAAAGCCAAAGAACUUCAAAAGACAUACGGGGACGAUAUACCGGACUUUCUUCGCAAAAAGCUGAGGAAACGCACUAUCGCGGUAGGAGUGCAAGACGAUAAGAUGGCCACCUCUGAGGCGAAGAUCUUGGAAAUUCUCAUGAAUGCGGAUAAGAAAGACUAUGAGCGCAUUUGUGCGGAAUACGGCUUCACUAAUUUCCGUGGGAUGUUGAAGAAACUGAAGCAAAUGAAGCAAGAAGAAGAAGGCAUGGAUAUUGCAGAGGAAAGCGAAAGGUUUGCCUUUGACGACGAAGUAAAACAUUCUCUGAUCCAACUUGACAAAAAACAUGAUGGAGGCCUCUACACAAAGGAUGAGGAGGGCGCCUCUGUAUUCACUGCCAACUUUAAAGUACCUGAGGUCGACUUUGCUCUUAAAAUCCAAGAGGUCAAGGCGGAUGAAAGACAGGAUGCACUCUUUACAUGUGUCCUAACUGCACCUCAGAAUGAGAUCAAGUGGCUGGGCAAGAACGAGCCACUGUCAAAUAGCGAAAAGUUUGAAAUCACCGUUUCGGAAGAUGAGCUCAUCCACAAGUUGAUCGUGCGCGAUUGCUCGCCAUCGGACGCUGGCAUCUACGCCGCUGUGGCAGGCAUCAAAUCAUGUAAUGCCUGGCUUGUGGUUGAAGAGGAUAAAGAGGCUAGCAGCAUAGGAAAGAAACCAGCUCGGAAAAACACUCUAGCCGGAGUGGAAGCUGAUGCUGACUUGUUGAGGAUCGCCAAGGAGCAGCAAGAACGGUACCAGUUGGAGCGGGACGCUGCAGAGGAAGCUGCCCGACUGAAAGCUCAGGCGGCUAGAAAGCAGUCUGUCGAGGCUAAGAAGAAGGUGGAAGCUGUUGCAGAAGAGCCAGAAAGGAGAGCUUCCAUUAAAGGGCAAAGAAGCAGUUCUAUUGUUACUGAUGUCGCAGAUCCGAUUGAAGAGAAUGAAGAAAUCGGGGAAAAUUCCUUAUUUAUGGAAUCAGUUGAGGUAGACAAAGUAACAGUAGGAGAUGGGCCCCCUACUCAAGACAUAGGUGAAGGAAAUGAUCAGGCCGAGAGAAAGGCACAGCCAAAAAGUGAAAAGUCUGGAAAAAAAGACAAACAUCCCAAAGUCAUUGCGAGCCCAAUUGCAGACGACAAAGACAUUGCUGUUGGACAUGAUCAUGGUGACGAAAUGGCAAAGCAAAAAGGUGAAAACUCUGGGACAACAGAAAAGUGUCCCAAAGUGAACAUUCCGGAUGCCAGAGACGCUGCUGUUGCUAAGAAAGGGAAAGAUAAAGUUGAGGAGAGUGAGGAAGAAGAGGAGGACGAACAGCCGGCAGCCGGCAAGCGUGUCAGAGUAAGGCAAGGGCCGCUGAUCGAGGAGACAAUCAUGGACCCAGGCGUUCACUUCCUCAUUGGAUUAAAUGACUGCAAAGCCAUCAUCGGAGAAGAUGCGGAACUUGCGUGCAAACUCAGCACCGAGGACUGCGUGGGUAUCUGGUACAAAGAUGGAGAAGAGAUCAAGUCGAACGAGGGUAUGACCAUUAUAAAGGAAGGAAGCUACCAUAAGCUUAAACUUCACAAAGUCCCAGAGGAAUUUGCUGGAAAAUAUAAGUUUGAAGCAGAUGGACGAAAGACAGAGGCCUUGGUGGUUGUUGAAGAUCCACCAAGAUUUGACCCCGAGGAAUUAAAAACCUUUAUUACCCCUGUCACGGUGAAAAAGGGGCACAGAGCAACCUUCAGUUUAUCUUAUAUUGGACGAGAGCCGAUAAAAGUUCAGUGGUUCCUUGAGGGGGAAGAGCUUUCGGAUGAAGCCAAUAUCAAGCUGGAGAACUCAGACGGCAACACACGUUUGCUUCUGAUCAAGCUGCAGCGCAAGGACAGCGGCGAAGUCAAACUAAAGCUCAAAAAUGAGUACGGCACUGCCGAGGGCUUAACUGAACUGAUCGUACGAGAUAUGCCCACUCCCCCGAUGGGACCUGUGGAGAUUGUCGAAGCUUCCUCCUCUGCAAUCGAGAUCAAAUGGAGACCACCAAAAGACAGUGGCGGCUGCCAGAUAGACAACUACAUCCUCGAGAGGCAACAGAUUGGUCGCAACACCUGGAAGAAGCUCGGACCCAUCGGUCCACUGGCCAAAUACCGGGACUCAGACGUAGACCAUGGUCGUAGGUACUGCUAUCGCAUCAGAGUGGAGACUGAAAUGGGCACCAGCGAUAUGAUGGAAACGGAGGACAUUCAGGCCGGGACAAAAGCAUACCCAGGACCUCCAUCAACACCAAAAGUUGUCAGUGCCUUCAAAGACUGCAUCAACCUCUCCUGGUCUCCUCCUGCCAACACGGGAGGCACCAGUAUUCUUGGAUACAACCUUGAAAAGCGCAAAAAAGGAAGCAAUCUCUGGGGUCAAGUCAACCCAUCACAGGAGAUGAUCAAAGCUAAAGGGUUCGCUGUUAAAGAUGUGGUAGAGGGGAUGGAAUACGAAUUUCGUGUGUCGGCAAUAAACAACUCGGGUGCUGGUGAAUUCAGCACACCUUCAGAGUUUGUCUUUGCCAGAGAUCCCAAAAAGCCUCCGGGAAAAGUCCUUGAUUUGAAGGUGACCGACUCUAGCUACACAACUCUAUGUCUGUCUUGGGUCAAACCCAAGGACAUUGAGGGGGUCACGGACGAAGCCAAAGGAUACUUUGUGGAGAUCCGCCCGGUAGAAGACACAGAGUGGCACCGUUGCAAUUCCAACGUAGUUACCACAAAUUUCUACACAGUGAAAAACCUGAAGUCGAUGGCCAUGUACUGGGUGAGAGUGAUUGCUACCAAUGAUGGAGGAGAGGGAGAACCACAGGAUUUGAAUAACUACAUCCUUGCAAUGCCGCCUCCCGUGAGACCACGCUUCAUCAACAGCAAAAUCAAGAGUUUCAUGGUGGUGCAAGCGGGAAAUUCAGCACGUCUCACAUUGAACUUUGAGGCCUCCCCUUGGCCUGAAGUCACAUGGCUGAAAGAUGACGUCCCGGUCAGUAGAAGGGUGACGAUUAGCAAUGCGGAAGGCACAUCACAGCUCUUGAUUCCUUCUGCCGUGCGCUCAGACUCUGGUGUCUACACCAUCGUCGUCAAGAACAUUGUCGGACAAGAAACGUUCAGUAUUGAAAUAAGAGUCACAGAUGAGCCAAAGCCACCAGGCCCCGUGGAAAUAGAAGAAAAUGUGCCAGGCACUGUGACCAUUUCUUGGGAACCUUCUCCAGAUGAGAAACGUGAUGACAGGUUGUAUUACAUGGUGAUGAAGAGAGACUCCAGCAAGCGAACAUGGAACACAGUCGCAGAUCACAUCUUUAACAAUAGGUUCACAGCCUGCAGCAUAAUGCCGGGCAGAGAGUAUAGGUUUCGUGUCUAUGCAAAGAAUGACAUGGGCGCCUCUAAACCCUCCGAAUCACCAAAGUGGCUGAUACCGGUCAAGAAAGAGAAGUUCACAGUGAACAUGCCAAAAUCCCAAACCUGCAACCUCGAGUGCCCCCCGAGGUUUCUCGUCCCGCUAAAAAUGCACGUUGCUCCCCAAGGAUAUGAAUGUUACAUGAGCUGCGCUUUAAAGGGGGAUCCGACACCUCAUGUCACAUGGCUUCGUGACAACGUUAGCCUGAAUACCAACACCAACUACUACAUCUCCAACACCUGCGGAGUUUGCUCUCUACUCAUACUCAGGGUCGGAUCCAAGGACACCGGAGAGUACAAGGUGGUGGCGGAAAACCCCAUGGGGAGAGCAGAGUGUUCUACCAAGUUGACAGUUAGAGAAUAAAAAAAAAAACCUCUGAAGCUGCAGGACCUGUGACCACCCAAAAAAAUGUUAAGCUGUCACUUGCAUGAAAUGACUCCUGAUCUUCAGUUGAAGCAAUCCUUUCUUUGACACACCAAUGAAAUGAAUAUUGUAAAAUGAUGAAGAAUUAUUAUAUUCAUUCAAAAAUUCAAAAUCAAAACCAAUAUCUAUUUUGAUGGUUCUACCAAGUAAAAUUUGACCUGACCUGAGCUUUACAAAUACCGUAUACCAUUUUUAAAAAGGUAGUUUCAGAUGAGACAACUAUAGUGUGCAUGUCUAAAAGCAAACAGUAUAUUGUGUAAAUGAAGUAUAUUCAUGUUAAAUUCAAUUGAAUCAAAGCUGACCGUCCAUUGACUGAAUUGUUUAACUCCCAAAGCAUUAAUCGAUAAGCAUGACAUUGUUUUUAAGUUCAAUGUAAAUAAACCUUUUGACUCACAAUAAAUUAUGAUUUUUAUUUAUUUAUUCAUUCAUUUAUUCAUUAAAACAACAACCAACAUUAGCGGCGCAUUACCAAAUUACAAUUAAGGGCAAAUAGUGGCGCUCCCUCUAGCAGACGGCGUGCCCCCAAUUAGUAACCGGAUGCGUCAUUCAACACGGUCAUCAAAGAUUUAACAGCUGAACCUAUUUUGAUUUCAAAACUGCCAGACAAGCACAGAUAGUAUGACUUCAACUCUUAGCGCAUGUUGUAAAUGUGGAACGUCUUCAACUAAAAUAAACGUUACACUCAAACCACAA